GGCCAUGGGGCUGCGGCCGGGGUUUUUCCCCUCUUCGGCUUCCGUAGACGGAGUCGGGCGGACCCUCUUCUGGGGUUUCGGUACCCCCCCUUCCCCUUCCCCGGGGUCCGGGGGUGACAUUGCAUCGCGCCCCCGGCGGGGUCGCGUCGCCACCCCCACGCAGACUCCCCAGUUGGCGCGCUCCUCCCAUUCGCCUCUUUUGGCCGGGGCUCCAUCCCGCCCCCAGCUGCCCAGCCAUGGGGGCUGCAGUGUUUUUCGGAUGCACUUUCGUCGCCUUCGGCCCAGCCUUCGCGCUUUUCUUGAUCACUGUGGCUGGGGACCCUCUUCGCGUUAUCAUCUUGGUUGCGGGGGCAUUUUUCUGGCUGGUCUCCCUGCUCCUGGCCUCUGUGGUCUGGUUCAUCUUGGUCCAUGUGACAGAUCGCUCAGAUGCCCGGCUCCAGUAUGGCCUCCUGAUUUUUGGUGCUGCUGUCUCUGUCCUUCUACAGGAGGCCUUCCGCUUUGCCUACUACAAGCUGCUUAAGAAGGCAGAUGAGGGGUUAGCAUCGCUGAGUGAGGACGGAAGAUCUCCCAUCUCCAUUCGCCAGAUGGCCUAUGUUUCUGGUCUCUCCUUCGGUAUCAUCAGUGGUGUCUUCUCUGUUAUCAAUAUUUUGGCCGAUGCACUUGGGCCAGGUGUGGUUGGGAUCCAUGGAGACUCACCCUAUUACUUCCUGACUUCAGCCUUUCUGACAGCUGCCAUUAUCCUGCUCCAUACCUUUUGGGGAGUUGUGUUCUUUGAUGCCUGUGAGAGGAGACGAUACUGGGCUUUGGGCCUGGUGGUUGGGAGUCACCUACUGACAUCGGGACUGACAUUCCUGAACCCCUGGUAUGAGGCCAGCUUGCUGCCCAUCUAUGCAGUCACUGUUUCCAUGGGGCUCUGGGCCUUCAUCACAGCGGGAGGGUCCCUCCGAAGUAUCCAGCGCAGCCUCUCGUGCCGACGGCAGGAGGACAGUCGGGUGAUGGUGUAUUCUGCCCUGCGCAUCCCACCCGAGGACUGAGGGAACCUGGGGGGGGACCCCUGGGCCUGGGGUGCCCUCCUGAUCUCCUCGCCCUGUAUUUCUCCAUCUCCAGUUCUGAACAGUGCAGGUUGCCAAGAAAAGGGACCUAGUUUAGCCUUUGCCCUGGAGAUGAAAUGGAUGGAGGCUCAAGGGUAGAUGAUCUCUGAGUUUUCCAGUACCCCCUCCCCAGACUGGACAUCUUGGUCUUUUUCUCAGGUCUGAAGGGAACCAUUUUUGGUGUGAUAAAGACCCUAAACUGCCUUUUAUUUUUAUUUUUUAAGUUGGAGGAGGGAAGAGGUAUGUUGGAACUCUUCUAACCUCUUUGGGCUAUAUUUUCCCUCCUCAAAUUUUUCCUUAUGGCUGGGCUCAUUUCUGUCCCCUUUUCCCUUGGUCCCAGGCCCUGGGGGAAAGGAAGGAGAAGUGCAUGUUUGGGAACUGGUAUUACUGGAACUAAUGGUUUUAACCUUAACCACCAGCAUCCCUCCUCUCCCCAAGGUGAAGUGGAGGGUGCUGUGGUGAGCUGACCCACUCCAGAGCUGCAGUGCCACUGGGGGAGUCAGACUACCAUGACAUCGCAGGGAAGGAGGGCGGAUUUUUUCUAGUUUUUAAUUGGGGUAUGGGAUGGGUGGGGAGGUUUUCUAUAAACUGUAUCAUUUUCUGCUAAGGGUGGAGUGUCCCAUCCUUUUAAUCAAGGUGAUUGUGAUUUUUGACUAAUAAAAAGGACUUUAUAAUU
Messenger RNA from Sciurus carolinensis (gray squirrel), 1767 nucleotides. RefSeq names its product aph-1 homolog A, gamma-secretase subunit (gene Aph1a). Gene Ontology annotation, cellular component: endoplasmic reticulum; gamma-secretase complex; membrane. NCBI's taxonomy places the organism in Eukaryota, Metazoa, Chordata, Mammalia, Rodentia, Sciuridae. Gene Ontology annotation, biological process: Notch signaling pathway; Notch receptor processing; positive regulation of catalytic activity. The transcript has 7 exons. The coding region runs from base 237 to 1034 and encodes 265 amino acids. Gene Ontology annotation, molecular function: protein-macromolecule adaptor activity. The record is from RefSeq and is a predicted model, not a curated record.